This is a messenger RNA of Torulaspora delbrueckii, 1353 nucleotides long. It is a transcript of the gene ELP4, whose product is annotated as Elongator subunit ELP4. The transcript has a single exon. Bases 1 to 1353 code for a protein of 450 amino acids. Gene Ontology annotation, cellular component: elongator holoenzyme complex; transcription elongation factor complex; cytoplasm. The record is from RefSeq and is a predicted model, not a curated record. Lineage: Eukaryota; Fungi; Ascomycota; Saccharomycetes; Saccharomycetales; Saccharomycetaceae. Gene Ontology annotation, biological process: tRNA wobble uridine modification.
AUGUCAUUCAGGAAAAGAGGUGAGGUUAUCAAUGGAGCCAACUCUGGGGUUAGAGCGGUCCCAGGAAGAACGCCUGUUGCUAGGCCCACGAUCCCAACUGGAAGAACUCCUACAGUGAUUGGAGGAAGAAACCCUGUUGUGCACAGUCCAAGUACCCUCGCUGACCGUUUGGACAGAGUAUCAAUCCGUAAUGAAGGCAAGAAAACAGACGAAAGAGAAUCACUUGACGCCAAUCACCCGGGAGUUAAACCAUCUCCUGCUACUUCUCAUCAAACGACUUCAACUGGUUCAUUCCAUUUGGACAAAGUUCUAGGUCAUAGUGGAUUGCCCUUGGGAAACUCUUUGCUCGUUGAAGAACAAGGUACUACUGAUUUUGGUUCAAUCCUCUGCAAGCUGUUUUCUUCACAAGGAAUUGUGCAUAACCGAAUAGAAAAUUCUGUCACCUCAGGUAAUACUCAUCUGAUUGUCCUGAGUAUUAAUCAAGGGUUUGCUAAAGAGCUGCCAGGUGUUUAUAAGGGCUCUCGCAAAGAUAUCAGGAAAUCGAAGAUAGCAGAAGAAGAGGCAAAAGUUACAGUGCAAAAUUUGACCGGGAAGACUAAUGCAGCGAGGAGCAAUGACUUGAAGAUUGCUUGGAGAUAUGGGCUCGGUAAUGAAAGUAGCGAUAAAGAGGGAUUGGGCAAGCCAAAUCUCAACGAUGAAAACAACUAUAGCCAUCAGUUCGAUAUCACUACACGUUUAAUGCCUGCACCCUCAGCUUCAGAGAUUACAUUCAUAUCGCCUUUGCAACCGGUUCAGGUGGUCUUGAACCAAGUGGAACAGGCUAUAAAGAAGCAGAGCGGCAAAAUAAUUCGAAUUGUGGUGCCCUCCCUCCUGCACCCUGCAAUGUACCCACCAAGCAUGUUCAAUUUGGCCAAAAUAAUGCCCAUACUACAUGGAGCAAGGUCCAUUGUCAAAAACUAUGGAAGCAGAUGCAUCUUGUUUGCUUCUGUGUCAUCAGAUUUGUUGGAUGAGCUGUUGCUAACUCAGAUUGAGAAUACAUUUGAUUCGGUCAUAAACCUGGAACCAUUCGAUCAAGAGAUGACACAACUCUUGGAGAGAGCAUACAAAUCACAACCAAACAAGAUUCAGCACGGACUACUGCAUAUUAUGAAACUGCCAAUUUUUAGUGAGCGAGGAGAAAUGCAUGUCCUCAAAUCUAGCUACGCUUUCAAGAACGGUAAACGUAAGUUCGAAAUUGAAGAAUGGGGAAUUCCAGUCGAUGAUAUCGAGGAUACUGAGAAGGAUACUCCAACGCAUGAGCACGCUGGGGUUGAACACAAGACUGAUAAUACAAAAGUUUCUGUGGAAUUUUAA